AUGGUCACUCGUAGAGCUACUCACGCUGGCUCGUGGUACACUGACAAAGGGCCACUCCUCUCACAGCAGCUUGACGGCUGGCUAGCAGACGUUCCAAGCUCUAUAGCACCUGUUGGUACAGCCUCCUCGAAAGAAGGCGAUGUCUCUGUGCCGACACCGAAUGCUCGAGCUAUCAUCGGACCGCAUGCUGGAUACUCUUACUCCGGUCCUGCCGCUGCAUGGGCCUACAAGACUGCUGACUGGGCGAAUGCCAAACGCGUGUUCCUUCUUUUCCCUUCCCACCAUUACUACCUCUCUGGCGCCGCUACCACCGGCUGCAACAAGUAUGCUACGCCAAUCGGUGAUCUCACCAUAGACACUCCGCUUGUCAAGCAGAUACAGAAGGAAUGGGGUCUUGAAAUCAUGGAACGCGGUGUUGACGAAGAUGAGCACAGCUCAGAGAUGCACCUCCCUUACAUCUACAAGAUGCUGUCGCUCAAAAACACAAACUUUCAAUCAGACCCAAGCUCCGUACCGCUCGUCCCCAUCAUGGUCGGCAACACAGAUGCCCGUGCUGAAGCGAACUACGGUUCGCUCCUUGCACCCUACCUCUCUGACCCUAGCAACGUCUUCGUUAUAUCCUCCGACUUCUGCCACUGGGGCUCCCGCUUCCGGUACACCUACUAUCAGCCGCCUAACAGCUCAUCUGGGACGAACCUCAAGUCGAACUCACGCGUCGCAAGCGACUAUCCGAUCCACGAGAGUAUUGCGGCAGUAGACAAGGAGAGCAUGGAUGCAGUGGAGGCUGGAUCACACAGGGAGUUCUUGCAGCAGUUGAAGGAUACUGGGAACACUGUAUGUGGCAGGCAUCCUAUUGGCGUGUUUUUGGCUGCAGUUGAGAAAGCUGAGGGACUGGGCGAAGGAAAGGGAAGGUUCAAGUUUGUGAGGUAUGAGAGAAGCAGCUUGGUGGAAGACCUUGGUGAUAGCAGCGUGUCGUACGCGAGCGCCUUCGCUGUCUUGUGA
Molecule: messenger RNA, 1002 nt
Organism: Ascochyta rabiei
Lineage: Eukaryota; Fungi; Ascomycota; Dothideomycetes; Pleosporales; Didymellaceae
Exons: 4
Coding region: 1-1002 (333 amino acids)
Source: RefSeq, a predicted model, not a curated record